AUGGGGAAUAACGCAAUUGCCUUGGCCAGCUUCUACGAAGACGGUGGCGACGAGGACAUCAUUACUCUCCCGCAGCCGGCGCCCAGCUCCGUGACCAGGGGCACCGCGCCCAGUGACCACAGGGUGACGUCAUUCCGAGACCUUGUCCAUGCUCAGGAGGAGGAGGAGGAGGAAGAAGAGGAAGGGCAAAGGUUUUAUGCUGGAGGCUCAGAACGUAGCGGGCAGCAGAUCGUCGGUCCCCCAAGGAAGAAGAGCCCCAACGAACUGGUGGAGGAUUUGUUCCGCGGGGCCAAAGAGCACGGAGCGGUGGCCGUCGACAGGGCCGCAAAGAGCCCUGGGGAGAGCAGCGGCGGCAGGCCGAAACCCUUUGCAGGCGGAGGGUACCGUCUGGGAGCUGCUCCCGAGGAGGAGUCUGCAUACGUGGCCGGAGAGAUGAGGCACAACGCAGCCCAGGAUAGCGGCUUCAGCCUGGACGGCGGGGAGCUGCGGAGCUACCAAGACCCGGCCAACUCCCAGUUCUUGGAAUCGAUCCGCAGAGGGGAGGUCCCUGCAGAGCUUCGUCGGUUAGCGCGUGGCGGGCAGGUGAACCUGGACCUGGAAGACCACCGCGACGAGGAUUUUGCGAAACCCAAAGGUUCCUUCAGGGCUUUCACCGGAGAAGGGCAGAAGCUGGGCAGCACCGCCCCCCAGGUGAUGGGCUCGAGCUCUCCGGCGCAGGAGGCCGAGAACGAAGCGAAAGCCAGCUCCUCGGUUGACAUCGACGAGUCGGAGCCCACCACCAACAUCCAGAUCCGACUGGCGGACGGCGGGCGGCUGGUCCAGAAGUUCAACCACAGUCAUAGGAUCCGCGACAUCCGGCUCUUCAUCGUGGAUGCCCGGCCGGCGAUGGCCGCCACCGGCUUCAUCCUCAUGACCACCUUCCCGAACAAAGAGCUAUCGGACGAGGAUCAGACCCUGAAGGAAGCCAACCUCCUCAACGCCGUCAUCGUCCAGCGGUUAAUAUAACGGGACCCCCCGGCCAGCCGCGCGCCUUUCUCAUGUAACCCCCCCUCUCACUUGCGCGUGCGCCCCCCGUGCAGUGCGGCGCCACGGCUGCGUCCCAGGGCUGAGUUCCGGGCUCUCUUGGGUUGGACUCUUUAGUUGCGUUUCCCACACUCUCUCUUUAUUAUUUUUUUUUUGUGCUGAUUGAUGGACUUUAAAAACAAAAAAAAUUAAAACCAAACACGGACUUUUGAACGGAGCGGCCGCCUCCAGUCGCGUCUGCCGCACACCGGCACUGGAUAACUUAUGGAGUCGAUUGCCGUCCCGAGCGGGGGGUGAGGGGGAGGGCCAAAGAGUGUGUGACCCUCUGCGGUAGCCAUUAAAUUCUUCUCUUCGGUGUAUUAAAAUAAAGAACACCCCCCCAAAAAAAGGGGCCUUGCUGUCUCGGUUGCCGAUAAAACCAUCACAUCACUGGUGUUCUCCAGGUGUACGGCUGGAAGCCGGGGAGUCUUGCGAGUCCCUCCCUCAGCAGUUCCUGGACCUUAUACCUUACCAUCUCUCCUCUCCGCCCCUACUAGGGAAGGCCAAGAUUUCCUGGCUUCUGUCCAUUUAGGAUACUUUGGAAAGCUGCCGCUGGGCCCCAUGGGAAGGUUUACUCCACAGCACAGGGUGUGGUUCAUCUUCCUGCUCCUUUGGGCACGUUAUGGGCCUCAAGAACAGACCAUUCGUAGACUUGGGGUGGGGGGGAAGCAAAGUUUGUGUUGGUGUGUGAGAGUCACGGUGUGCGAGGGUUCGGUCCAACUGGAAUCCUGUGGUACCGUUUUGGAUCAAAGUUAACUUGGUUUUCUUAUUUAAGGAAAGAGUUCGUCGGCGGCCUUUGUAGCCCCCCUCCCCCCGGCUGUUUUUCACAUCAUGCAACUUGGGGGAGGGGUGGCUUUAGAAGACUCCGAUGAAGUGUUAACUGUUCGAUCUCGGCAGCCGCUCAGAACGAGAGCCUGGGAGAGAAACGCACGUAACUCUUUUUGGAACAGACGCAGCACAACUGCCGUCCCCCUCUUUUGGGCCUGCUCUUACCCCCUGUACCUCUGUUGCAGCUUCGGCCGGGGUGAGCAUUGGCAUUUGGGUUUGCAUCUCAGGAUGGAGGGGGGGGCAGGAGGGGUGUGGGGGGUAUAUAUGAGCCCACAUUUCAGGAAAGGGGAGAUCAGAUCAGCACCAGCCCGCUCUCCCAGCCAGCGGUGAUUCGGCGCGGGAGUGUCGGAACGGGUGUUUCUCGUGGCCGAACGGAGCCACGCCCCGUGUUGACGGCGAACUCUGUAAAUUAUCGUGACUAGUUGUGUAAGCAUUAAAAAUCCAAGCCCACGCCAGCAGUUGUCUGCCCCUUUCUAAGGCGAACCCCGUCUCCUGUCCUGCCCACGGCGGCCAGUGGUAGGCGUGCAGAAGAGAGGGUCCCGGAUGGUUUCUCGUCCCCCGUCGAUGGAAGCUCUCACAGACUUCGUGGGAGGGAGAGGCUCCUGCAGAUCUGUCCCCUCUCGGGGUGUGAGAUAUCUCCCUAGCUAAAGAUCUGGGGCUUGCUAUUCUAUUUCUAUACGAGCCGCUUCGGCGGGUGGGCGGGAUAGCAA
Gekko japonicus is the source of this 2600-nucleotide messenger RNA. RefSeq names its product NSFL1 (p97) cofactor (p47) (gene NSFL1C). Gene Ontology annotation, biological process: nuclear membrane reassembly; membrane fusion; proteasome-mediated ubiquitin-dependent protein catabolic process. The coding region runs from base 1 to 1005 and encodes 334 amino acids. The transcript has 9 exons. The record is from RefSeq and is a predicted model, not a curated record. Gene Ontology annotation, cellular component: nucleus; cytosol. Lineage: Eukaryota; Metazoa; Chordata; Lepidosauria; Squamata; Gekkonidae. Gene Ontology annotation, molecular function: ubiquitin binding.